GCAAUAUAUAUGCUUCUAAAACUAACUAUGUCUGGUUCGGACAACAGAAGAAACAGCAGCGAAAAUGAUAAGAAGAAGAUGAUGCAUAGGGACAGUGAACGCCAAAGAAGGCAGCAAAUGGCAUUACUCAAUGCUUCACUUCGAUCCCAGCUGCCUUCUGAAUCGAUCAAGGGAAAGCGCUCGGUCUCCGACCAUAUUAAUGAAGCCGUGAAUCAUAUAAAUAACAUGAAGAACAAGAUCGAGCAACUUACGGUAAAGAAAGAUAAGCUUGAAAGUUCAUCAAAUAUAUCAACAAGCAGCCCCAAAAGUGAGAGUAGUUCAGAAAAGCAGUGUUUGGCUAACUCGAUUGUAAUUCGGCCUUUUUGGGGUGGAAUAGAGAUUGUGAUAAGUAGUGGAGGCCUUAGAGGGAAGGAUCUGCCUCUAUCAUGUGUGCUUGAAGUACUAGUUCUUGAAGAAGGAUUGAAUGUGGUGAGGUGUGCUUCUACCAGAGCAAAUGGAACGCUGAUUCACACAGUUCAAGCCGAGGUUGAUGAUAUAAACCGUAUUGAUUUGUCUGAGCUGCAACAGAAACUAAGCAUGUGCUGUCCCGACUGA
Molecule: messenger RNA, 594 nt
Organism: Ziziphus jujuba (common jujube)
Lineage: Eukaryota; Viridiplantae; Streptophyta; Magnoliopsida; Rosales; Rhamnaceae
Product: transcription factor bHLH118
Exons: 3
Coding region: 10-594 (194 amino acids)
Biological process (GO): regulation of transcription by RNA polymerase II
Cellular component (GO): RNA polymerase II transcription regulator complex
Molecular function (GO): protein dimerization activity; DNA-binding transcription factor activity, RNA polymerase II-specific; RNA polymerase II transcription regulatory region sequence-specific DNA binding
Source: RefSeq, a predicted model, not a curated record